Messenger RNA from Nothobranchius furzeri (turquoise killifish), 1858 nucleotides. RefSeq lists its product as uncharacterized. Lineage: Eukaryota; Metazoa; Chordata; Actinopteri; Cyprinodontiformes; Nothobranchiidae. The record is from RefSeq and is a predicted model, not a curated record.
ACAGAUAUUGCUAUAAAGCUGAUAGAGACCUCUCACUAGUCCACCUACACAAGCCACAGAAGUGAGGAUUUUGGUCAGCAGAGGGCCACAGAUUGCGGUCCAGUGUGAGGUAGCACAAGUUCCUGGCUGAAGAACCACUGAAACCAGUUGGAAAACAACAGCUUUGUCAUGAGUCGGGGUGAGUACUCUGCCCAUCAUCUCAUCAUCUCUGAGGUUUUUUGCCUGCAGGAGAGGGAGCGCAGCUGAUCCGAAUCAGACUGAUCAGUGGGGCGGCUUUAAAAGGAGGAGGAAUAUCCUCAUUCGACGCUGGAUGAUUAUCUACUGCCUGACUUACCAUCGUUGGAUCCGUUCCCGUCUCCAAACCUUAGGAAUAUUCACCGGUUCGCUGCCUGGAUUACGUCUCCACCCAGCCGCCCCGCUCUCCACCGAUUACGCUCUCUCUCCUCUGCCUCAUCUUCAUCCACCUCGUCAGCUCAGCUCAUCCACCCCGAUAUCACAAGUCUUCUCUGGAUAUCACCCCGGCUCAUCUCCCCUCCGCAUUCAUCCCGGACUUCCUCAUCGUAAGUUCCGCCCACAAACAAUUCCUCCGAACUACAAUUCCCAUUACUCACCUCUGGUCUUCCCCCUAGUUACCGCUUCCGGACUCGUCCUCCCGUUGGAUCUUCAGAACACCUUCAGUUCACAUCCACAUUUUAAUAAAUUAUUGUUCUUCCUUUACAUCAUCUCCGUGCUUGAUUCUGUAUGUCUUGGGUUAGACAUCUUCCUCAAAACAUGACAGAAUCAUCCAGCCAAAACGCUAACCCUACAGAAUCGGCACUCAUUAACAUUUCACAGAGAUUGACCCAACAGGAACAGACCCUUCCGCUAUUAAUGGAACAACUUUCAGCAUCUAAUCAACGCUAUACACAGUUGGAAGCCCUGGUCCGCCAGAUACAUGAAUCUCUUUCCCAGCCUCACCAACCACCUCCACCAGUAGGACCUUCCGCUGCCGUCUCCGAAGCCACUGGACCUCCGCGAUCGGAGGAGGCUCCCCCCAUGGAGAACUCCCAUUUCCGUGUCGCUCCUUCACCACCAUCUGUGACCUUUGGGGACAGAUUACUGUUGAGGCACUAUUGGAUUCUGGAUGUGAACAAUCGCUCCUGGACCCCCACCUCGUGGAACGAUGGAAAAUACCCACCACCAAGCUGUCUACACCUCUCUCAGUGUCUUCACUCGAUAACCUCCCCCUUAGUAUUGGGACAUUCCUGGUUGGUCCGUCAUAAUCCCACAAUGGACUGGAAGGAGAACAAGAUUCUUGGGUGGAGCCCGGAGUGUUCUCUACUCUGCCUGCGCUCGGCCUCACCUACCGCUCGUGAUCACCCUCCUCCUCCCUUGGAAAACAUAGACCUGUCUACGGUUCCACCGGUUUACCACGACCUUAAGCAGGUAUUCAGUAAAGACCGUGCUUCUUCUCUGCCUCCCCACAGGCCAUUCGACUGUGCAAUAGACCUCCUGCCUGGAGCUCCCUUACCAUCAAGUCGUCUGUACCACCUGUCAAAACCUGAAAGUGAGAGUAUGGAACAGUACAUACAAGAUUGUCUGGCAGCAGGCACCAUUCGUCCUUCUUCAUCUCCUCUGGGACUCCACCAUUUUCAGCCGUCUGGACCUCCGUAACGCCUGUCACCUGGUGAGGAUAAGAGAAGGAGAUGAGUGGAAGACAGCAUUCAAGACACCCCUUGGUCACUUCGAAUAUCUGGUAAUGCCUUUUGGACUCACUAAUGCCCCCGCUGUCUUCCAGUCCCUGGUGAACUCAGUACUUGGUGACUUUCUAAACCGGUUUGUGACAGUGUAUCUAGAUGAUAUAUUGAUCUUCUCUCAG